Messenger RNA from Penicillium maclennaniae, 711 nucleotides. Its product is annotated as Homeodomain. The coding region runs from base 1 to 711 and encodes 236 amino acids. The transcript has a single exon. Lineage: Eukaryota; Fungi; Ascomycota; Eurotiomycetes; Eurotiales; Aspergillaceae. The record is from RefSeq and is a predicted model, not a curated record.
AUGCCGGCUGCUCGUGGACAUAAGCGCCAGCGGAGUCGCUCAGUGCCAGCGGCUGUGGACUUCUCUGUACUGCAGGGUCCGAUGAACUCAUUCAACAUACCGCAGACACCGGCUCCGUUUAAUCACACCGAGUCGCACAUUUAUGCGCCAGUUCCACAGUCCGCACACGCUCUGCCCACCGACCUGCGCAUCGAUACAGAUGGAUACGGUCUCGAUUUCCGCCCGAACCCCAUGUCUGCAACAACCACUACGUCGCCGUCCGACUUCGCCAGCCCUUCCAUGUUCAGCAGUGCUACCAAUGGUGAAUCGACUCCCGUCGCCAGCAUGGCGCCUCAAUAUAAUGUUCCCUACGGGCAAGGACCUUCCGACUCUUCAGCCGUCGGGUCACAUGCGCCGUCGCCCUACUCUGGCGUGAGUCCUGCGGACCCUAUGAUUGCCAACCACUCUCCCCCGCUUUCCAACAUGUCUCAUUCGUCCGACAUGUACGGAUUUGGGCACGACCAGAAGUCUACUUUUGCUGAAGACGGCCUCUCCAUGAAUGACAUGUACCCCAAGCAUAACUUCAACUACACGGUUUCGCACGAUGCUCCUACUUUUGAGCUACCGAUGCACGGUAUGUCUGGUCAUGCGUCUCCUGCGUUGGAUUACACCCUCGGGAUGGUUAACUUGGACGAAAUCAACUCGCAAGGCCUGCCCUCCGGGUCAAGAUGA